AUGCGUGAGCAAUUGCUCUGGAUGUUAGGCCAGCUAAGUGGCCGACACUUCGAAACACACAAGUCCCCUUCGCCCCUGCGGUUUCCCGCUUCAGGUCAAUUCAAAAUCUCCAUCUUUGAAGACCUUCACUUCGGCGAAGCAGAACACACGACCUGGGGCCCUCGCCAGGACGCAGCCACCCUCUCCGUCAUGUCCACCCUCCUCGAUGUCGAGAAACCUGACCUCGUAGUCCUCAAUGGCGACCUCAUCACUGGGGACGACACGUUCUUGGACAACAGCACAUCUUACCUCGAUCUCCUCGUCGCGCCCCUCAUCUCCCGCGCCAUCCCCUGGGCCUCGACCUAUGGCAAUCACGACAUAAACUACAACCUCUCCACCUCAGCCCUGCUCGCCCGCGAGCACCGCUACCCCCUCAGCCACACCCAACAGCACCUCUCCUCUCCAUCCGCCGGCGUGUCAAACUACUACCUUCCCAUCUACCCCCCCUCCACCACCUCCGAAACCUCCUCCGACACCACCGCCCCAUCCCUGAUCCUCUACUUCUUCGACUCCCGCGGCGGCCGCGCCUACCAGCGCCUCCAAUCCGACAACACCACCAUCCCCCUCCCCAGCGUCGUCUCCCCCUCCGUCGUCUCCUGGUUCCGCGCCACCUCCACCGCCCUCGCGACGCAGCACAAGCGCCACAUCCCCAGCCUGGCCUUCGUGCACAUCCCUUCCUCACUCAUGCGCGCCCUCGAAGACGACGACGACGACUUGGGACACGGCGUGCACCCGCACCGCCAGCCGGGCCUCAACGAGGAACCGGCCUUCACGCCGCAAGAUGGCGACGAUGAAUUCGUGCGGGCUCUGCUGGAUACGGAAGGGUUGAUGGUCGUCUUCUCGGGCCACCAGCAUGGGAAUGACUGGUGUGGAGCGCGGCCGCGGUCGCGGACACCCGCAUCCUCCUCCUCCUCCUCCUCCUCCUCAUCAUCAGGAGACAAGCACAACGCCCCCCACGGCCACGGCCAGAGCCAGAAGGAGCUGCCGCCGCCGCCGCCGCUCUUCGCCUGUUUCGGCAGGCACACGGGGUAUGGCGGGUACGGGCGCUGGGAGCGGGGGGCGCGCCAGGUAGUCCUGGACCUUAAGACGAUGGAGUCAGGCGAAGGCGAGGGCGAGGGCGUGGGCGUUGGGGAGAUCGAGGCGGAGAUUGAGACGUGGGUGCGGCUCGAGCGCGGCGGCGUGAGCGGGCAUGUGGUGCUGAACGCGACGUAUGGCGAGGACGUGUACCCGAAGGUGAGGAAGACGUUUACUCGGCUAGAUGACGAUGACGAUGACGAUAGGGAGGGUGGGGUGGUGGAUGCUGAGGCAGGGCAGUGA
Cyphellophora europaea CBS 101466 is the source of this 1356-nucleotide messenger RNA. RefSeq lists its product as uncharacterized. Gene Ontology annotation, molecular function: hydrolase activity, acting on ester bonds. NCBI's taxonomy places the organism in Eukaryota, Fungi, Ascomycota, Eurotiomycetes, Chaetothyriales, Cyphellophoraceae. The coding region runs from base 1 to 1356 and encodes 451 amino acids. The transcript has a single exon. Gene Ontology annotation, cellular component: cytoplasm. The record is from RefSeq and is a predicted model, not a curated record.